UGGUAAUGGUCUCCACCAGUUAUGUGGUGUUAUAGGGCCCUGGAUAUAUCCACCCACUCACCAAUCGUCCGGGUGUUUUAAUAUAACCUCACAAUAUAAGUUCUAAAUGUGCCGAGAUUAAAUUUGAUAAAAUUAUCACUUUUACGUUAGUGGACUUUUUGUUGUAAGACGAGCAAUGAAGUGGUAGAAAUCCUUUACAUCAUGAUUCGAAACGUAGUCAUCGGUGGAGGGACUGGAUUUAUUGGAAGUGCUCUAUCCAAGCUUCUGCGACGUGAAGGCUAUGGAGUGACCGUCGUUUCUAGAGUACCGGGUCCUCAAAGAAUAUCUUGGGCUGAUUUAGGUAAAAAUGGCCUGCCCCCCGAGACUACAGCUGUAGUAAAUUUAGCGGGUCAAAAUGUUUUAGACCCCACCCGCAGAUGGACGAAAGGAUUCAAACAGAAUGUAUGGGCAAGUAGAGUUAAUAGCACUUCUUCCCUAGCUGAAGCAAUAAUUGAAGCCAAAGCUAAGCCAAAGGUUUUCAUUACAAUUUCUGGAGUAGGUAUUUACAAGCCUUGUGCCAGUAAAGAAUACACAGAAGAUUAUGAAGGAAAACCAUUUGACUUUUUAUCUAAUUUGUGUCAUGAUUGGGAAGCUGCAGGAAAUCUUCCAAUAGAUAUAGGUGUGCGAAGGGUGAUACUUAGAUCUGGUGUUGUUCUAGGUCGAAAUGGUGGUAUGGUGAAACAGUUGUGGCUUCCGUUCUAUUUUGGAAUGGGAGGGCCAGUUGGUGAUGGAAACCAAUUUCUUCCAUGGAUUCACAUCGAUGAUAUUACUCGAUUAAUUCUUUUUGCUAUAGAAAAUGAGAGUGUCAAAGGUGUCUUGAAUGGUGUAUCCCCAGAGAUUAUCACAAAUAAGCAAUUUUCAAAAGCUCUAGCUCGAGCCAUGUGGCGCCCAGCAUCUAUACCUGUGCCAGUAUUUCUAUUGAAUUUAGCUUUCAGUGAAGAGAGAGCUAAAAUGAUGACAGAAGGACAAAAAGUUAUUCCGAAACGAACUCAAGCUUAUGGUUUUAAAUACUGUUAUCCUGAUGUACAGACUGCAUGUCAGAGUCUAGUUAGAAAUGCAAAGUAAACAAUUUACAGAUCAAUUUUUGUAAGUGUAUGAUAAUAAUUUUAAGGAGAUCUUUUAAAUGAAACUUGUCAGAAUGUAGCAGCAUAUGUAAUUAAUUUAUUUGUUUCCAAAUUAAUUUAGUGUUUAAAUUUAUUUCUUCCUUAAUGCAUGCAACUGUGAAUGUUGAAAAACUUCCCUGGAAUAUCCAUUAAGCAAUACUCACAAUUCAUUUUUAAACUGUGAUAUUUUCAUCUUCAGCACAAAGAAAACAAUUAUACAAAAAAACAUACCUUUUAUGGAUUAACAUUUAAAGCUAAAAUGUAGUUUGUUGUGAGCACAAACAAAGUAUGAUUGCUUGCAUGAGCACCCAUUAUUUCUGCAUUAUCACUAAGAGCAACAAGUUGUUGCUGGGCAGUGUGUGAAACUUUCUGACCUGUUCGUCUAUUUCUUAAUUCACCCUGCUCAUUAGUUGGCUGUCUAUAUACAUAUACAUGUCGGUUAGCAUCACAAAUUGCCACGUAUGACAAAUCUGAAAAAAAUAUGGAAAAUAAAAGAAAAUGAAAUUCACAGGACGUUGAUCAGAAAUUGCAAUUGGUUACCACAGUGAAAUAUUUCAUUGAUUAUUUUCAUUACCGCUCCUAAUAUAAGGUUUGUUUGGGCAAUUUAUGAAUUCUCACAACUUUGAAGAGCAUUCUCAUACCUUGAUAAAACUGAACAUUGAACAUUUUAAAUACAAAGUGUGUGAAGGAAAUAGGAUGCACAUGUUUAUAAAGAAAUAAUGAAUAAUCAAUUAACCCUGCUGCAUUGUCCAAGCUUUUUUUUGACUCGUCUGAUUUACAUUCAACUUAAACUUUUCCCUUUUGUUUAAGGGAUGUAAAUAAUAUAUAAAAGUAUAGUAUAAUUUUAAAAAAAAGUUUGCUCAUUACAUAAUUAUGCAUUACACUUUUUGAGGCUCAACACACAAGUUGUUCGGGUCCUUUUUGUCCUUAUUUGUAAUUGGACAAAACUGAAACCUCUUUAUUGUCCUUUACCAUAAUUUGCAGGUUGAAAGUUGGUUUCAACUUGACCUAGCUGUAGGUAUGUUUUGAGAAAUUUAGUCUUUGAUCAGUAUUUUUAUCUAUAUCCUGUGAGUUAUGAGAACUGAAAACAAUGAGUUCAUAAUUAAAGUACUUGUCUUGUUGGGAGGGACAACAACAACCGAGAAAACAAUAAAUAGAUAACAAGAUAAAACAAUAAAUUUGGCAUUAUUUCUUGGGUAGGAAUCAUUUGAUGAAGUGUUCCGAAACUUAUAUAUCACCAUCUCAUGAUGGUCUCCUUUCCUUCCAGCUCAUGACCUUAAGAAGUAUGUUCUCUACAUUUCAAUUACCAUAAAUGGCAAAAUACAAUUUAGAGAACCACUUUAAGUUCAGACACCUCAAUAUUUUUGAAAUAAUUUUUAAUUGUUAGCUUGGAAUUAAAAGUUACUAGUAUAUUUAUUUGUUAUUUUACUGCUUUGGUGCAUUCCAUGCUAAAGCGAAC
Gryllus bimaculatus (two-spotted cricket) is the source of this 2601-nucleotide messenger RNA. Lineage: Eukaryota; Metazoa; Arthropoda; Insecta; Orthoptera; Gryllidae. The record is from the annotation of a GenBank genome assembly.